AUGGAUUCAUGGAAGAUCAUCAGAGAGUUGGUGAUUGAGAGUGACAGUAAUGAGAGGAUUAAAGCCGUUGAAGUGAAAGAGCUAGAGCUAAAGGUGAAAGAGAAGGAGGUUGAAGCGAAAGAGGAGGCAAUCGAGGAAUGUUUUAAGGAUUUGGAGGGGAGACAAGGGGUGUUUGUGGAGAAAGCGCAAGUGAUUAGCAUGAAAGAGGAGGAGUUAUAG
This is a messenger RNA of Dovyalis caffra, 219 nucleotides long. The record is from the annotation of a GenBank genome assembly. Lineage: Eukaryota; Viridiplantae; Streptophyta; Magnoliopsida; Malpighiales; Salicaceae.